Messenger RNA from Anastrepha obliqua, 5518 nucleotides. RefSeq names its product myc box-dependent-interacting protein 1 (gene Amph). The transcript has 10 exons. The record is from RefSeq and is a predicted model, not a curated record. Bases 594 to 2645 code for a protein of 683 amino acids. Gene Ontology annotation, molecular function: phospholipid binding; protein binding. Gene Ontology annotation, cellular component: cytoplasm; plasma membrane. NCBI's taxonomy places the organism in Eukaryota, Metazoa, Arthropoda, Insecta, Diptera, Tephritidae.
CACACAGAGAAACCAAUUCUACAUUAGCAACCGCAAAAUCUUAUUGGAAUUUUAGUUCAUCGCUCGAAUCGAAUUCAUUCACUUGUUUGUUGUCUUACAUUCGCUUACGCGUCCGCGAAAUUUCAACGCCGCAAAUUCUACUAUUUCACUUCUUCUGUUUUGUUAAGUUUUGUUAUGUAGUGCCGUUGCAAACGCAGGAUUUUAAUUUAGCUGAAAUAAAUUUUGACACAAAUGUAUAUAAUAUAAACAACAAAAAAAAAAAAAACAAGAGUGUUUUGACAAAACAGCAAAAACAACGCAAAAAUUGCUCUUUUCGAAAGGUUUUACGAUUUUCUAACGAAUAUUUUGUGGUAGGCGUAUGUAUUGGUAUUGCAGCUCGAAAUUUGUAAAAAAAGUGCCAAAUUGCAAUAUUAAAAAAACAAACGAAGGUAGUUCUUACAGACUUUAUGUACAUCUCUUGAUUUGCUAGUGCUUUGUGGCAAAUUAAAACUGCAAUAUUCCAUUUGUAAAAAAUUGGAAACAGAUUUCUGAGUUUUUUGUGCUUAACCGUGAACGGUGAUAGAGAAAUCUUAAAAUUGUGUGCACUCUAAUUGAUGACUGAGAAUAAAGGAAUCAUGCUGGCAAAAUCUGUACAAAAACACGCUGGACGUGCCAAAGAAAAGAUUUUGCAAAACCUGGGCAAAGUCGACCGAACUGCGGAUGACAUCUUCGAUGAACAUUUAAACAACUUCAAUCGCCAACAAAAUAAUGCCAACAGACUACAAAAAGAGUUUAACAAUUAUAUCAGAUGCAUUCGAGCUGCUCAAGCUGCUUCCAAGUCGCUAAUGGAUGCCAUAUCCGAAAUCUAUGAACCACACUGGGUCGGCUACGAUGCGUUGCAGGCGCAAACUGGCGCUGCCGAAAGCCUUUGGCAAGAUUUUGCUCAUAAAUUGGCGGAUCAAGUGCUGAUUCCAUUGAAUACGUACACUGGCCAGUUUCCUGAAAUGAAGAAAAAGGUGGACAAACGCAAUAGAAAACUUAUUGACUACGAUGGCCAACGCCACUCAUUCCAGAGUCUACAGGCCAAUGCCAAUAAGCGUAAGGAUGAUGUCAAGCUUACCAAAGGACGCGAGCAGCUGGAGGAAGCUCGUCGCACCUAUGAAAUACUCAACACUGAGUUACAUGAUGAGUUGCCCGCCUUAUAUGAUUCAAGAAUACUAUUUUUGGUCACCAAUUUACAGACACUCUUUGCAACGGAACAAGUUUUUCAUAAUGAAACGUCUAAGAUCUACUCCGAGUUGGAGGCAAUUGUGGACAAAUUAGCAACUGAUUCCCAGCGCGGCUCAAACACGCUACGAAAACAAACUAGUAAAUUUAUGGAAAGCUCUACCUUUCCCGUUCCUAGCCCAACGAAGACGUCGCCAUUCAAGCAAAUGAACAAUACAAGCAACACUAAUAAUAGCAACUAUCAAAAUCAGAUCACCACAAAUGGUUCUAGUAAUGCCACUAGUCCAUCAUCCACAUCCACAAGCUCCUCACAUCAAACAUCCAGGCUUGACUCAGUUUCUCCAACACCAGAAUCGACGCCGUUAAAGUUGAGAGGCGGUGCCACUCCCGCUGUCGCCCCCACCAUGUCGAGUGCCAGCGCCGGCUCACCUUCUUCGCCGGAAAGCAGCCCCCUAACUGGACCUGUGAUUCCGCCUUCAUAUCAGAAUGCAGUUGCACUACUUUCGACGGUCACGAACGAAGCGACACCCAACAAUGCCGCCGAACAGCGCCAAAGUAUUGUACUGGAUAGUCCAAAUGCGAACACGUCACUUGCUGCUGCUGCGACAGAGAAAAGCGAAAGUAUAGAUGUUGCACAGGCGCAUAAUGCUGCUGCUGAGGCGUCCCUCACAACUGAUGAACUGACAACAAACGAUAAAGAAGUCUCGAAUGUGACGGCCACUCCGGCAACCACUAACAACGUAGACGAAAGCAGCAAUACAAAGAAAUCGGCGAAACCCACACCAGAACAGCUAAACGGUAAUGCUAACGUCAAUGAAAAUGCAGCAGACACGCAGUCACCCACCCCCAAUGCCAACGUCGAUACACCCCCAAAAACGGCAGCAACAUUGGCGACGGAUGCGAAUAAUGGCAAUACGGAUGAAACGAAUAAGAAAUCAGGAGGUAAAGUCAUUCAAAAGUCACCAAAAAGACACAAAGCACAGUUAUUGAACCCAUUGAAUUUGAUACGAAAAUCGCGCGCCGCCGCGGCCUCGCCCAAUCAAUGCGUAAAUAUUGAUAAGCGUGCGGCCGCUACAAAUGAACUUAAUACUGUUAAUAAAGAAGCUUCAACAAAUGUUGAGCAAAAUGCGAAUGCGCAAAACAAUGAAAAUGUAGAAGCAUCGGUUAGUAAAAAUCCUUUCGAAGAAGAUGAACAAAUCUACGAAAUACCAACUGAUGCCACCACAUCGGAUUUGCCAGCAGGUGUGCUUUACCGUGUCAAGGCGACCUAUGGUUACGUGAAGGAGGACGCUGAUGAAUUAAGUUUCGAAGUAGGCGAUAUAAUUCGCGUCAUUGAGUACGAUGACCCAGAGGAUCAGGAGGAAGGCUGGCUGAUGGGGCAGAAGGAAGGCACAAACGACAAAGGACUGUUCCCUGCCAACUUUACACGGCCUAUCUAGGCAUACCAGCGUGCGAACAACAACCGCAGCAGGCCAGUGCAACGAACAAAACAUCAACAAUAAAUAAUUAAAUAAAUAAAGAAGAAGGAGAAGCAUAAAAAUAUUUAAAGAUAAAAGUUUAAGGAAAAGUAGAAAAUGACAGUAAAAUCAAGCCCAGCGGAAAUUUCAACAAUGGCGUUAAAUUGGCUGCAGCGAAUGCAAGAAUUGUUAAUUUUUUAUAAAUAUUUAUAAAUUAAUUUUUUCUGUAGAAAAAUCUAUUUACUCUGCUAUCCUAAAACACACACACAGACGCAAAAUCAAAAAGCAAGCAGGCGAAAUUUGUUGUUAAGCGCCAAUUCAAGCGUAUAUAGGGGAAUAUACAUAUAUACAUAUGUAUGUAUUACAUGCACACCUCCAGAUAUAUAUUUAUACACACUUGCUUAAUAUAUUUUGUUCCGCUGUCAUACAUACAUACAUACAUACUUAGCUGUGUAUGUGCAUAGUCUAUUUUAUUUUUGCUCAUAAAUGCAAUAAUAAUUUUAUUAUAUUGACUAUUUUUGUUUUGAAAAUUUUAAAAAGAGAGUAAAGCAAAUUGAACAAGAAUAUAAAAUUAUUAAAUUGAAUAUUGGUGCAUAAAUACAGAGAUCCACGCCUUUUCGCGGAUGUUCUUCAAUAUGAAAAAACGAUUUUUUGCUAAAAUUAAUUAAUGAACUCGAUUCUGAAUUUAUGUACGGAUAUUCAAAAAACCUUAUUUUUUAAAUUGUAUUUUAUUUCUUUUUAAAUUUUAUUCAAAUGCGCUUCCCUUCCAGUUUUAUUGAAUUCAAAUCAAGUUCGUCCAAGGCGAAUGCAUUAAAGGUGGUGGCACUAGGCCAAUAACAACAUUUUGAAUGUCAAAGUUAAAAACAAGGAAGUGCUUUAUUUAUUUUAAACGAAUUGCGCUCUACCCCAUUAUCUUAUUUGCUUAUAAAAAGCCUUUUGAAUUUCAAUUCAUUACAAAAUUUCAAUUUUCAAAUCACAAAUUUUAUUGUAAAUAAUACGUUUCGUAAUUUAAUUUUGUGCACCGCGAAAAAAAGAAGCACAAAUCAGCUGGCUACUGCUACCACCUUGAGCAGAUUCGCCUUGAGUUCGUCCACAACAUUUUGGUUUGUCUUUUUUGAAUUCAAUAUGUAAUUUAUUAAAUUAUCUGAAUGAUUCUACAUAUCCAUUUUCUUUUAUCAAGAAAAGUCAACUUUAGUCGAAGUUGCUUAAAAUUUUAUUGUUAUUGUUAAUUUUUUAAAAUAUACAUACAUAUAUAUAUUAAUAAUAAAUAAGUUUCAAUUAAAAUUGGGUGGAACGAAGCUGGCCUAAAGCAAAACGCUAACUAAUAUUUAUUAACAAACUAUUUAUUUACCAGAAAUUCGAAGAACAAAACGUCUCAUCCACUUUCGAUUACAGCAAUGUGAUUGAGUUUUAAUUAAGAAGCCGAAACAAGUAACCAGGCAAAAAAUCAAUAUUUUGUUCGGCGCCAAUAUGUAUGAUAUUUACAAAAAAGAAUCAUAAACAUCCAAUGUUUGUCAAUUUCACACAAAUUCGCCACCGAACAAUCGAAAAUGGGCUUAAAAUUUGUAUUUGAAAUUGUAAUUGAAAUUCGUGAGUAAAGCACGGAGAAAGUAUCUAGUUGUGAAUCGCAGCAUAUUCAAUACAUACAUACAUACAUAUAAUACAUAAAUGAAUCGUACAUACAAAACCACGUAAAUACCAGAGAAAAAAUAAAAGUAAAUUAAAUAAAAUAUUAAAGAUAAUUGACACGGCCACAAACCUGUUUUCAGGCAUUUUUCAUUAUUCAAAAUAUUUAGAAAAAUUAAUGUAACAAAAUUUGACGAAAACAUUAAAGCAAAUAUGCGUUUUACAUAUUUGCAUUUGGUAGCCAGAAUUUUGCGCAAAACUUAUAUAUGAAUAAAUUUAAUUGAAAGAGAUGUAUUAAAUGAAUAUCUACUUACGUUAGUAGUUAAGCGUAAAAAUUACAAACGAAACAACAAAACACAAAGAAAUAUGAAUUAAAAGCAAUGCAAAACAUAAUAAUUUUGAUACAUAAAUCCGUAUAAUAGUAGAAAACAAAGUUUAAAUUACAUGCAUACACAUAUAUAUGUGACGUAACACCGAUUUCAUGAUUUAUUAUAAUAAAAUUAUGUAAAAGAAAAACCAAGAACAAAGCCAGUGCCAACAUAUAGCCGACUAGAGAGACUUUAAAACAACAACACAUUUAAAAAGAAAUCAAAAGUCAGUUGCUGACCGAAAAAUGGUUUAUUUAAAUUAAAAAAAAAUAAAAACUUCAAUAAAUAAAUAAGAAAAAACAAAACCAUAUCUAUUAGUUUGUUAUUUUUGCGCAAAUACGUAGUGCUUGUGGUGAGUUGUUACUUUUCUCAAACUAUAAUUAGUUAUUAUUUUAUGAUUAUUUCAAAAUAUAAACCUUGAAUUCUAUUAGAAAUAAAAAUAUUGCCCCAAUUAUGAUGAAAAGUAUUGGAAUGUUAAAAUGUUUACACUUUAUAAUGUUGCACAAUUUCAAAGGCAUUUCGUGUUUCCAAAAGUUCAUUUCAAAUUUUUUAUGAGCGGAUUUAUAGAAAAUUAUUAUUUUACUAAAAAAAUCCCAUCUUCUUUGUUAUGUAUUUCAUGAGGAAAGAUGCGCACUAACGCUGAAGCUGAACAUGAUAGCUUAUCGAGUGCAUGGAGACGAAAGCAAAAAGAAAAAACAGCUACUCGUACAUACAUACAUAUAUGUGUAAAAACAGACCAUUGUAUUUAGUAUUUAGUUGUAUUUAAUUGUACGUGCAUAUAUUAUUUACAGCCAUUACUGGUCGUCUUUGAAAACCACUACAAAUUAACGGAACGAAAAUAAAUAAUUAAACUAAUAACGA